CUGUUGUUCACCACCCACAAUACUUGUGUAACACCGACAAUUUGUGUUUGUCACCCUAAGCUCUUGUUCACCUACUUAGUUGUUGUUGUUCACCAUCCCCAGCUCUUGUUUACCACCCUCAGCUAUUGUUCACCACCCUGGGUUAUUUUUACCACCCUAGCUACCUUGUUCACCACCCUCAGCUAUUGUUUACCACCCCAAUACUUGUUUACCACUCACAAUUCUUGUUUGCCAACUUCAACUUUUGUUAACCACCUUAAGCUCUUCUUCACCAGCCGAAGCUCUUUUCUUGUUUACCACUUCCAGCUCUUGUUCACCACCCUCACAUAUUGUUUACCCCUGACGAUUCUUGUAUACCACCGACAAUUCUUGUUAACCACCCUAAAGUCUUUUUUACCACCCUCAGCCUUUGCUCCAGCUUUCUUAAACUAA
Messenger RNA from Lottia gigantea (owl limpet), 432 nucleotides. RefSeq lists its product as hypothetical. The transcript has 3 exons. The annotation marks the transcript as partial. The record is from RefSeq and is a predicted model, not a curated record. NCBI's taxonomy places the organism in Eukaryota, Metazoa, Mollusca, Gastropoda, Lottiidae.